AUGGACCACCUUCCUCCGGCACCAACGCCGCCUGUCAACAACGGAAACAUCAGCAACAUGGCAUCAAGUAAUCAGGAUCGUACGGCCAACUUGCUCAAUCUGCUCAAGUUCAACAGCGGUGGCGGCGGUGCUCCCCAGCCGCAGCGUCAGCACCCUCUGGCCAUUCAGCAGACGGCAUCGCAGCAGCAGCCGCAGCAGCAGCAGCAGCAGCAGCAGGUCCCGUCCCAGCCCCCUUCUGGUCAACAGUCGCCCAGGGACCAGCACCCUGCUCAGCAGCACAUGUCCCCGACUCAGCUGUACGAGCAGCCUACCCAGAGCCACCAUCACGAGCUCAGCUCUCCCCAGAGUCAGCAAUUUGCCGCUCCCAUCCACGCGCCGGCCCCGGCAGCUGCUGAUCCCACCGGCCUGCUCGCCGCCCUCAUGCGUGGUGCCCACGACUCCAGCUCGCCCGCUCCCCAGCCGCAUCAGCAUCAGACCCAGGCCUCUGAGCACCACGAGGUGCAGCCUGCCGUAUCUCAGCCCGCACCCGAGCCCCAUCAGAAUGCCUUCCGCAGUGACUCGCCGCCUCCGGACGAGACCAAGUCGUUCCUUCUCAACCUGCUCAACCGCCCCAAGCCUGGCCAGAACGAGCAGUCGCUCAUGACCGAAUCCUCCACGCGCUCCAGCAAUGAUACCCCCCAGUCCCCCGACGGUACUAGCCAGCUCCUCUCGCACCCUUCGCGCCCCAGCGAUGCUUAUGCCGCUGCCAGGGAGUACCAGGCCAAGAUGCACCGUAGCUCUGGUGGUCAGUCUGGCUAUGACCCGACCGGUUACGAGCAGUCCGGUUACGGUCAGUCUGGAUACGAUCAGCAGCAGCCUCAGCCGCCCUAUGCGUACCCUGCCAGCGGCCAGCAGCACCAGCAUCAGCAGCAGCAGCCGCAGCAGCACCAGCAUCAGCAGCAGCCGCAGCAGCCGCAGCAGCAGGCGGAUAUCAACGCUCUGUACCAGCAGCUCAUUGGCAACCUGACCACCCAGCAAUCGCCGUCGCACUCUGUGGCUGCCACCAAGGAUCACCAGGCCUCCCCUGCCGGCUCUACCCACAGCGCUGUCGUGAGCCCGCAUGACCUCCAGAGGCAGAGGCUCGAUCGCACCUCCUCGCUUCACUCUCAUCAAUCCCAGACCGUCUCCCACCCGGCUGCCGCAAAGCAGACCCCCCCAUCCGACGAUUUCGAUCGCUACGCUGCCCCCGAGGCGCCUAAGGAGUCCGUCUCGGACGCCAUCUCCGACAUUGCCAGCAAGGUUGACAGAGAUGCUCGCCAGGCUCUCGAGAGGGCCGAGAGUGAGAUGACCCAGGCCGAGCUUGCCGAGGAGCUCGACCAGAGGCUCAAUGCCGACUCGGACACGGAGUUUACCCACGCCAGGGCUCUCCGCAACGAUGUCGACAGCCACGACGACAACGUCAAUAUCUUCGAUGAUCCGAUCCCCGAUGAGGCUGUCGAGACCGCUCACGAGAUCGUCGAGGCCGCCCACGAUGCCGUCGACGAUGCCGCUGCUCAGGAGGGCGUGGCCGACAGCUGGGAGAGCGCUGACCAGGAUGACAUUGUCGUCAUCGAGGAGCCCCCCGUCAAGGUCUUCAACUUUCCUAUGAAGCCCUGGAUCUCCAUGACCCUCAAGGAGGGUACCACCGACCCGAGGCCCGAGUUCCGCGACGAGGCCAUCAUGGACAUUGCCCGUCUCAAGAAGGAGUUUGACCAGAUGGACCGCAACCUCUACACGGCCUCGCCCAACUACAUGACCUACGGCAUGUCCAAGCAGGGUGGUCUGCGUGUCAUCCGCCAGGACGACGGCAAGGACGCCAAGGUCUUCACCGACACCAAGGACCGCAUCUUCAACGUGGCCAUGUCGGUCACGCCCAACGACUACACCGGCGUCUACAGAGAGGCCAUAAUCGGUACCGGUAUCAGCGGUACCGUGUACUGGGUGCAGAUCCGUGACGGUGACAAGGACCACAUCGAGGACGCUCACCUGGAGCAGUGCGGAUUCGCCCUGCCUCCCAUGGGCUCGUCCGAGGGCGAUACGCCUGGCGGCGUCCUCAAGACACGCGCCCGCGCUUCUACGAGCCACCCCGAGUUCUUCGCCGUCGGCCGCGGUAAGACCAUCAACGUGGUCUGGCCGUCGUACGUGAUGCAGAGCGAUCUGUUCCGGCCUGGCCACGACCGCGUCGUCGACGUCGACAGACUCUCGCGCCAGUGCUCUCUGAAGAUCAACACGGGCAAGGCCGGCAAGGACUUUGCCUUUAGCCAGGACGACACCGUCAUCGUCUCGCUCGACAAGUCGGGCCGUGUCAAGUUCUGGGAUGCGAGGGACCUGACGGCCGCCAAGGAGGACGGCGACCCGCGCCACCCGAUGCCGGCGCACUCCUCGCUGGAGGUCAAGGAGCCGCUCAUGACCCUGAGCAGCACGCCCGAGGGCGACAGGGCCUGGCCCACGUCCGUUCUGCUCCUCGACAAGCAGCGCCCCUAUCAGAAGCGCAGCGCCCUGCGCUACAUGAUUGUCGGCAUGAAGCAGAACCACACGCUGCAGCUCUGGGACCUCGCCCUGGGCAAGCCCGUCCAGGAGUUCAACCUGCCGCAUAGCAAGGAGUCGGACGCUGUCUGCAGUGUCAUGUACCACGCAUCGUCGGGCAUGAUCGUAAUCGGCCACCCGACUCGCAACUCCAUCUACUUUGCGCACCUCUCGGCCCCCAAGUAUAACCUGAAGAGUGUCAGCCAGGCCGAGUACAUGCAGCGCCUCGUCGCUCAGGACACGUCGAUCCCGCAGCCGGAUAGUACCGCUGUGAUCAGCGGGGUCCGCGAGUACUCCUUCGAGAACCGCGGCAUCCUGCGCAGCCUGGACAUGCUGUCCAACCCGGCCAUGAUCCAGGACACGGACGAGCCCACCCUGUUUGAGCUCUACGCCAUGCACUCCAAGGGCGUCGCCUGCGUCCUGGUCAAGCAGCGUGAGCUCGGCUGGUCCAAGGACAACAAGGUGCUGUCUGCCGUCGACGCCGUCACCGAGGGCGUCAUCACCGUCUCCAAGCUCAAGUCGCCCGAGGCCACGCCGAUCCCCGCCGGUCCCGUUUCCGCCAUCGAGAGCUCCCAGCCGCCGACGUCCCGUGUCGGUGCGGCGCGCCCGGCGGCCGUCGCCAAGGACUCCUCGCCUCCGUCUGCGCAGCUGUCCGAGUCCGCACCCAUGUCCAGGGCUAAGAGCGAGGCUAGGGACACGGAGCCUCAGUCCUCCAAGGAGAAUGCGCCGGAGAAGCCGGAGCGCAGGUCUCGUAAGAAGAAGGCCGCCGCCGCCGCCACCGCCGGCGGUAACCAGGCGGACGCGGCCACCAACGGCAACGGCAACGGCAAGUCGGACAAGACGGUCUCGGCCGACGCCCUGGACGCCGUCGUGUCGGGCAUGGAGACGCGGCUGGGCACCAGCCUGGCCGACACCUUCAAGGCGUCCCUCAAGAACCUCCACGGGAAGAUCGACGACGGCGCCAAGGCCCGCGAGGACAGCUUCAACCAGCACCAGCUCAAGCUGCUCGACAUGGUCUCGAGCGUCCUCAACGACAACACGCAGAAGGUCCUCGAGGCCCUGGUCCACCAGCAGUUCACGGACCUGGUCAUCCCGGCCAUUGGCGACAAGGCGGCCUCGGCCGUCAACGACGUCGUCAGGAACAAGCUCCAGCCUCACGUGUCGUCGACCGUCCACAAGGAGAUCCAGGCGUCGCUCCCCCACGCGCUCGGACGCUCGCUCCGAUCCGACGACUUCGUCGGCAACCUUUCGGACCGCGUGGUGGCGGCGGUCAACCGGGACCUCCUGGCCUCGCUCACGCCGGCCCUCGCGUCGAUGGCAUCGCAGUCGGCCCGGCAGGCGUCUCAGGAGCUGCGCCAGCAGUACAACGACCAGUUUGAGCGCCUGAGCGCCCAGCGUGCGGCCGACUCGGCCAAGAUUGACCAGCUCAACUCGUGCGUGCAGCAGCUGACGGGCAUGAUGUCGACCAUGGCGGCGUCGCAGUCAUCGAUGCACGCCGAGCUCGUCAAGCUCAGGAAGUCUCCCGUCCACGAGCUCCCCGGCGUCCCCGGUCAGUCCCAGGCGCAGCCUCCCUACCAGCAGCAGUACGCGCCGAUGGCGGCCCCUCAGCAGGGACCCAUGACGGCGGCCGGCAAGCCUCAGCCCGGCAGCCACCAGGGAAGCUACGGGGCCAGCCAGUCCCAGGGCUACCUGGGUAGCCCGUCUCAGUACGAGCGCGGCUCUCAGGGCUCGGCCGCCGUCCCGCAGCCGCAGCCGCAGCCGCAGCCGCAGCAGCAGCAGCAGCAGCAGCAGCAGCAGCAGUUCCACCCGACCCAGCAGCACCGCCAGCCUAUCCCGGGUGCCUACGGAAACCAGGCACCGGUGGGCGAACCCGAGAUGGACGAGGACCUCCUCCAGAGGAUCCGCGCCAUCGAGCAGGCCAUACAGGAUGGCCACCUCCAGGAUGCCAUGAUUCAGUGGAUCCAGAGCGGACGUGAGGAGGACAUCUUCCGCCGCAGUCUCUCGCGGUACCCGCCGGCCAAGUUUGAGGCCCUCCCGCCUCUGAUGCUACUGGUGGUGAUUGCUACCAUCUCCAAGAACAUCAGGCCGAACCCGCGGCUCAAGGAGGAGGUGGACUGGAUCGAGAUGGCCAUCAGGGCUUUCUGCUCCGACAUUGCCAGCCACGUAGGUUCUUCCCCUCCCCCCAUCCUGUCGACCUACGUCUCGGCGCGGCAGACGUCUUCUUCUUCUUCGGUACUGACUUGCGAGAAGGAAUGGGAUAAGCAGAACCGCGAGGUGGCCCGCAGCACAUCGCAGACCAUGAGUAUGCUGAUCGGACGCGUGAGGCUCCUCAUUGACGGCAUGCAGGACGGAUUCCCUACGGACCCGUUCCUAGCCAAGGUCGACAGGGCCAAGCUCGAAUGGAUCGUGCAGAUGGCCGACAACAUCCUCACAUCGUUUGGUGUCAUGGCUCACUAA
Geosmithia morbida is the source of this 5001-nucleotide messenger RNA. RefSeq lists its product as uncharacterized. Gene Ontology annotation, biological process: deadenylation-independent decapping of nuclear-transcribed mRNA. Gene Ontology annotation, cellular component: P-body. The coding region runs from base 1 to 5001 and encodes 1666 amino acids. The transcript has a single exon. Gene Ontology annotation, molecular function: protein binding. The record is from RefSeq and is a predicted model, not a curated record. Lineage: Eukaryota; Fungi; Ascomycota; Sordariomycetes; Hypocreales; Bionectriaceae.